Molecule: messenger RNA, 1650 nt
Organism: Lucilia sericata (common green bottle fly)
Lineage: Eukaryota; Metazoa; Arthropoda; Insecta; Diptera; Calliphoridae
Exons: 2
Coding region: 1-1650 (549 amino acids)
Source: RefSeq, a predicted model, not a curated record
AUGUUUCAUGAAAAUCUUCUUAAAAAACUAUAUCAACAAAAAACCUAUGAGGGUGUACUAAUACUCAACGAAGAUGGCGAACAUCAGUACUGCUACAAUUUCAUUGAAUAUUUUAAAUUUCAAGAAAUACCUAUUAUUGUGGUAACCGGAAAUAAAACAGAACCAUAUCGUAAUUAUUUCAAUAAUCAAAUUUUAGCUAUUGUUUGUAUGAGUUCAUAUUAUUACAAUAUUUUGGAACAAUUGGCAAAAAUUUUGGAUUACAUGCGUUAUAUAAGAAUAGUGGUCAUAAUGGAUCAAUGGACGAAAGAGCUAAAUGCAGAAGAACUUGAGGAUUUUUUUCAUUAUUGUCACAAAUUGAAAAUGUUAAAUGUGGUGAUCAUUUUCAGAGAUUUUUAUAAAACACGUAAAUAUGUGCAAUAUACCAUAUUUCCCGAAUUUAAAAUGGAAUUUGAUAUAUAUAAUCCAAAUAGCAGUGAUUUCUAUAUGUUACCCGAACGUUUGCAAAAUCUAAAAGGUUAUAAAUUGCGUACUAUAGCAGAUCACACGGAACCACGAGCUAUGGAAUAUUAUAAUGAAAGUAAUGAAACUGUACUCAAUGGUUAUAUUGGACGUUUUGUGCAAACUAUAAGUGAAACCUUAAAUUCCUCACUAUAUUUUCCUCUUAAAGUACCACCUGAUGUUAUGCUGGAAUAUCGGGAUGUGAUGAGUUAUGUUGUCAACUACUCAAUCGAUAUACCAGUCAGCUCUUUGUCCUUAUAUGAGUUUGAUGAUCAGCGUGAUUUUUCAUAUCCUUUUGAAAUAGGCAAAUGGUGUAUACUUUUGCCCAUGGAAAAACCUUUGGAUUAUAAAGAGCUAUUUCUUCUAAUUUUACAUUCUCAAAUAAUGCUUAUCACUAUGGUUUUAAUAGUAAUAUUUACCAUGUUCUUCUAUUUGGCUUUGGGUAAGAAGCGGUGUCAUUAUUGUCUCCACAGAUGGCCAGAAAUAAUAAUUAAUGAUACAGCCAUACGUGGCGUGUUGGGUCAAGGUUUUGUGUCUUCCGUCUAUAGCAAACUUUCAUUAAAAUUAAUUUACAUAAUGUUAAUGCUAUCUGGUUUAACUAUAUCCAUCAUUUUUGAUUGCUACAUGCUGUCGUUUUCCACUCAACUACCUUCCGAACCAUGUAUUAACAACUACCAAGAUCUGGAAAAAUCAUCUUUAAAAUUAGCUAUAGCUAGACCAGAAAUUACAUAUUUACAUAAUAUAACAAAUGGCUCUCUAUCGUUUUUAUAUUCAAAACUCCAGACUUUUUCCAGUUUUGCGGAAUACUCACGUUUUCGUGAUUCUUUAGAUCGUCGUUUUGCCUAUCCCACCACCACCUCAAAAUUAUACUACUACAAUGGUUUGGAAUCUCACUAUAGCAAGAAGUUUUUUCGUUUUUCCUCAAAUAUGUGUCCCAAUACAAUGAUGCAGUUUGAGUUUCCUCUGGGUCCAAAUUCUUACUUUAUACCACGCAUUAACGAAAUAAUACUGAACACCUUGCAAUCUGGUCUUAUAGAUUAUUGGAUGAGUAAAUCUUAUUUGGAUAUGGUAGCUGCAGGAAAAGCGAUUCGUGUAAACAUUACCUAUCCCGAUUAUGCUAGUCCAAUUUAUGUUUUAGAAAAGAUUGAGUAA